UCUCCGCCCGGGAUAUUUCCAAUGAUAUUUCUCGCAAUGGACUAUUUACGCGAAUCAAACCUUGGAAAACCUUUCUUUCUUGUAUAUGCGGACUACAAAACUGUGUUUCUGGACUUUUGUCGGUUUAUUUAUAAAAAGCCGCUCAAAGCGUUGCGGAAUGUCUCAGCCUUUGGAGUUGCGGUUGCCAUUUUUUAUUCUAACCCAUCUGCUGAUUCUUACACUUCACAGCUUAUGGAUAAUGCAAAUACUUUAGCUUUAUUGAGCGAGAAAGUUAGAAAUGCAGAGAGUGACAUGGUCAUUCGACGCUUAACGAAGUUAAACUGCCAACAUCGGCUUGCGGUUUAUAAUUGUGGAUUUUUUUCCCUUGUCUGCAAACAAGAACAUAACGAUUGGACCAGUUUAUAUGAAGCCAGGUGUUAUUAUUUGAAAGACAGAUGGUUGUAUAUUUACAGAAACAUUGUUGAUAUCGGUUUUCUAUGUAAAUGGUAUUAUUUGGAUAAAGCUAUGAUUGAUUACGAUGUUAAUGAGUCGGAACUUUGAAGCCAUCAAGUUAUGAAGAAAUUUGUAGGACAUUGUUGUUAAGAGGCAAAUUACACAGAAUCACACAAAUGUUUAACCAUUAGUAAAUGAACAUGUAUGCACUUGGUUGUAAAACAUGCUACAAAGGUCGCUUUCUUUUAAAGAAAAGCAAAACUAUUAAUCAGAUAUGUUAUCUGUUACAUGUGAAGUGGGCAAAUCUUAUUGUUUCAUCUUUAAAUGAAAGAUAGCCUUUGAAAAAAGUGA
Molecule: messenger RNA, 783 nt
Organism: Xenia sp. Carnegie-2017
Lineage: Eukaryota; Metazoa; Cnidaria; Anthozoa; Malacalcyonacea; Xeniidae
Product: mitochondrial import inner membrane translocase subunit Tim29-like
Exons: 1
Coding region: 22-540 (172 amino acids)
Biological process (GO): protein insertion into mitochondrial inner membrane
Cellular component (GO): TIM22 mitochondrial import inner membrane insertion complex
Source: RefSeq, a predicted model, not a curated record